AUCUCCAUCUGACCCAGUAACAGGAAGGCACGCUUCAGGAGCUGGAUACAAAGUGAAUCUUCACAACUCAUGUAAUGUACGAGUGUAUGAGCGAAAUUUCAUAGGCGCUUGCGGUUUCUACAAUACGGAGACUUCGUUUUUGCAGUUAAAGAAAAAGAGGCUUAAUAAGCGAUUGGAGAUGGCAGAGCACAUGAUGGUGUCAAUGAAUCCCGGGCGGUUUCCUGAUGCUGCGAACGGACUUCAGAACUAUCGCAUGGGGAUAAACAGUCUUCAGAGCACUCAGCACGCCCAGGCGGGGUUAAGGCGAGAUCACCCCGGCGUCCCGCUUCUGCACUACGGCGGGGCCAGCAUAGACUCCAACGGGGGCAUGAGACCUCGCCCUGGGGUGGGUAACCUGGCCGGACAGAUGACCCAUCACCAGAUGCCCACCAACGUGAUGUACAGCACCCAGCAGCAGCAGCAGCAGCAGCAACAGCAACAACACCAGCAGCAGCAGCAGCAGCAACAACAGUUUCUGGGGACCCUUAGCCCUCAGCAGUUAAUGGCCACUAUGCAUCUGCAGAAACUGAACAAUCAAUACCACGGUCACCCGCUGAUUGGCAUGAAUAAUGGGAUGGUAGCGACUGGUCAGCAGUACCGGAAUACCAUGAACCAAACCCCGCUGCCCGGUAUCCAACACGUUGCACCCUCCUCCCUCUCCUUAAACGUUAUGGACACUGACCUCAUCGACGAGGACGUUUUAACGUCUCUUGUCUUGGAACUGGGCUUGGAUCGUAUUCAAGAGCUACCCGAACUCUGGCUGGGACAGAACGAAUUCGAUUUCAUUUCGGACUUUGUGCACAAGCAGCAGCCCAGCACGGUGAGCUGCUGAGAAUGGCCUGCUUCCCUGGGGUGGGCCAGCUUGGAUUGUCAGUCACAACAAGCAUCGAAAAUGUUGCACUGGAAAAAAAAGAGACAGACAGACAGACAGACAGAGAGAGAGAGAGAGGGUCGGCUCAUUGAUUGGGAGUGUGGACGCUUCCUCGCUCCUGACGUCUGGCAUCAUUGCUGCUCUUUAAAGAGGCAGCUGCCCUGUUGUGUGUGUGGGGUUUUUUUUUGGGGGGGGGG
This is a messenger RNA of Carcharodon carcharias (great white shark), 1107 nucleotides long. It is a transcript of the gene cited4b, whose product is annotated as Cbp/p300-interacting transactivator, with Glu/Asp-rich carboxy-terminal domain, 4b. Bases 179 to 871 code for a protein of 230 amino acids. The record is from RefSeq and is a predicted model, not a curated record. Gene Ontology annotation, cellular component: nucleus. NCBI's taxonomy places the organism in Eukaryota, Metazoa, Chordata, Chondrichthyes, Lamniformes, Lamnidae. The transcript is spliced from 2 exons. Gene Ontology annotation, biological process: regulation of DNA-templated transcription.